Actinia tenebrosa (Australian red waratah sea anemone) is the source of this 1352-nucleotide messenger RNA. Its product is annotated as golgin subfamily A member 6-like protein 22. The record is from RefSeq and is a predicted model, not a curated record. Lineage: Eukaryota; Metazoa; Cnidaria; Anthozoa; Actiniaria; Actiniidae.
CGCAGCCUUGGAAAACAAGUAUGGCAAUAGGUGGAAAAGCUUUAAAGCCUCCUUGAAUCGCAUGUGGCAAUCAAAGAACCGCGGCAGCCCCGUUCCCGAGUACUUGGAACUUCAAAACAUAGACGAACAGGAAGCAACCACGCGGGAAACCGUAGAGUGGGCAACGCAAGAGCUACGGAUGCGUUAUCCCAAUUUCGAGGCUGACGACAUAAAGCUCACAGAACGCGGAAACAAAGUCCUCAUAAGCGUCAGAGACAUGAGAUAUCCCGACGCUAACCGUUGGACCAAACCACAACUUCUCUUCGAUGAUAGUGGCUCAGUCAAGGUUAACGUGGCGAGAUUAAGGGGCUUCCAACUAGCUACCCGAAGUGCGUUAGAAAGGUUGGCAACCCUGAACAAAAGGGUUGCGUUAGAAAAACGCGCCGAGGGGCUACAAGAAACGUUGGAUGAAAGGGAAGCAGAUUACAUGAGACAGAACCAACUGCUCGCCGAUGCUCAAAAGAGAGAACUUGACGAUAAGAAUCAGCUAAUAGUACAGAUGAAAGAACAAAGAGACAAAGCUCUACACGAUAGAGACCGGGCCCAAAAGGCCUUCAAGCUUGCCCUGCAAGACCUGAAUAUGAGCAAGGAAGAAGCUAAAAACUUGCAUGUCACCAUAGCCAACUCUUUAGAGGAACGGCGGCAGUUGGUUGCCGAAAUCAACACCAAAGAAGAGCAAAUCAGGCAAAUGAGCCAGGCCAUCGAAGACUUGGAGGGGCAAAUAGAACAACAGCAGGAAAUAAUUAAUGACCAGGCUUGCCCCGAAGAGGAAAGGGAGGCAGCCCAAAAGGAAUCAGAAACCCUUCAGGGCAAGUUCGCUGUACUCUGUGAUCGCAGACGGACGUUACCGCAGUUUCUCGAUUGGUCGUAACGCGUGGAAGUCUCUCAUCCCAGACUCUUCUCUGCAGAAAUACUGCAACAAAGAGGGCUUCAAUAACGUUGCAAACCAACGACACGUCCGCAUUGGUAUCCUGAGUAACGAGCAGAAUAAYUGUGGAUCUCCAGACUCUCUGAUCGGGUUUGGAAUAACUGRUCCUAUGCCGGACGAAUACUGUCACACUGAUGGGUCUAUAUCUUCUGGUAAUACCGCAGGAUGCGAGGCUGAUAAUGGGGUGAAGAACAUCGCAACCCAUGGUUACAUACUGGCACAGUAGGCCAAUGUUCAACAUGAACCCAUGCAGGGAAGAAAUUAUCAGUAAGGUGUUGGGUAUAAUAAAAUGAUGUAGGGUAAUAAUCUAAAGUAGAAAUGAUGUCRCUAARAUGCAAGAUUGAAGUAAGGUGUAAUAAAAUAAGUUGUUGUCAUGAUGAGAUGA